Molecule: messenger RNA, 887 nt
Organism: Nezara viridula (southern green stink bug)
Lineage: Eukaryota; Metazoa; Arthropoda; Insecta; Hemiptera; Pentatomidae
Source: the annotation of a GenBank genome assembly
CGCUGUAUUCUACUGGCUUCUCGUGUGAGUCUUUACGUUGUUGCAGGUUUAAGCUGAGUGACUGUUGUCCAAUUCAUAAGACAAAAUGUCUCUUGUUUUGCCUGAGAAGUUUCAACAUAUUCUUCGUAUUAUGGGUACGAAUAUUGAUGGUAAACGAAAAGUUAUGUUUGCCAUGACUGCCAUCAAGGGUGUUGGUCGAAGAUAUGCCAACAUAGUUCUGAAAAAGGCUGAUGUAGAUUUAGACAAGAGGGCAGGAGAGUGCUCAGAGGAAGAGGUUGAGAAGAUCGUUACCAUCAUGCAGUAUCCUAGACAGUAUAAAAUCCCUGAUUGGUUUCUUAACAGGCAAAAGGAUAUUGUCGAUGGAAAAUAUACCCAGCUCACAUCCUCCAAUUUGGACAGCAAACUUCGUGAAGACUUGGAGAGGCUGAAGAAAAUCAGGGCCCACAGAGGAAUGAGGCAUUAUUGGGGUUUGAGAGUCAGGGGUCAACACACCAAAACCACAGGAAGGCGUGGAAGAACUGUUGGUGUGUCCAAGAAGAAGUAAUGUUUUUUGGUCUUUUUCUUUUUUAAAAAUAAAAAACAAAUUUAUUAAAAAAAAAAAAAAAAAAAAACUCCAUGUUUAUACAGCAACUUAUCAUUUUAUUGAUUUUUUUUUUUUUCAUGCAUCAAGCAUAAUUUUAUCAUCAUAUUCUUCAAAUUAUAAAGCAUUGGCAGGUUUAUAAUAAACCGCUCGCCUUAAAUAAAUUUGAAAUCCUUCCUCCCUUGAACUGUAUGUGUGUUCCUAAACAUUUAAUAGAGAUUAAGUAAGAGAGAAAUUCCAAUAAAAACUUGUUCAACCAUCAGACAAGAAAUAGAAGGUACAUAGCGCGUAGGGAUUUUAUUUUCUC